CCCGGAAGUCUGUGGCGGCGGAGGCGACUGUGUGGCCCCGUGUGAACAAAGCUGCUCUCAGGGACCCAUGUGCAUCAUCUUCUUUAAGUUUGAUCCUCGCCCUGUUUCCAAAAAUGCUUACAGGCUCAUCCUGGCGGCCAACAGGGAUGAAUUUUACCACAGACCAUCCAAGUUAGCAGACUUCUGGGGGAACAACAAUGAGGUCCUCAGUGGACUUGACAUGGAGGAAGGCAAGGAAGGAGGCACGUGGCUGGGCAUUAGCACACGGGGGAAGCUGGCCGCGCUCACCAACUACCUGCAACCACGGCAGGACCGGGAUGCCCGGGGCCGAGGUGAACUUGUGACCCACUUUCUGACUACAGACAUGGACAGCUUGUCCUACUUGAAGAAGGUCUCUGCGGAGGGCCACCUGUACAACGGCUUUAACCUCAUAGCAGCUGACCUGAGCACAGAGAAGGGUGAUGUCGUUUGCUACUAUGGAAACCGGGGGGAGCCUGAGCCUGUCGUCCUGGCACCAGGUGGAUCCAUACCUUGCAGCUUUUUCCAGCUUAGAGAUGGCGGGACCUAUGGACUAAGCAAUGCACUGCUGGAGACACCCUGGAGGAAGCUGUGCUUUGGAAAACAGCUCUUCCUGGAGGCCGUGGAGCGGAGCCAGGAGCUGCCCAAGGAUGCCCUCAUCGCCCAGCUCCUACACGUGCUCAACAAUGAUGAGGCGCAGCUGCCAGAUCCAGCUAUUGAGGACCAGGGCAGGGAGUAUGUGCAGCCCUUUCUGAGCAAGUACGCAGCUGUGUGUGUGCGCUGCCCAGGCUAUGGCACCAGAACCAACACAGUCAUCCUCGUGGACGCGGACGGGCAUGUGACCUUCACAGAACGUAGCAUGCUGGACAAGGACCCCUCCUGCUGGGAGACCAGCACCCACGAGUUCAAGCUGCAGAGCUAACCCUUCCCCCUGGAUGUGGCCACUGGGCUCCAGGAAGGCCCUGCCUCAAGGGCUAGUAUGGAUAGGAACUAUCACAUGUACUGCCUGUGACUUGGCCAGCAUCCCCCAGGACCAGGGUCCUCUGGUGUUUGUGUGACCUGUCUGUGUUGUCAUGUCCAGCUCAGGGUCCACCCUCAUGCCAGUGGGAGUGAGAGAGUCACAUGGCCAGGUCUGAGGGGGGCUCAGGUGUGCUAUGCAUGUGUGAAGGCACCUGGGCCUACCCCCUGCCCAAACACAGAGGCACAUACUCAAGGCACAUGUUUCCACGCAUACCUGCAGGUGCAUGGUCACACACACACACGCACAUGCACAUAUGAGCAACAGAGAGGUACACACACACACUCCCAGGCAUACCCACACAUGCGUGCCACACAGGCAGAGGUGUGCCUCUCACAUCCACAUGUGCUUCUGGCUAGUGGGUCUUUGCUUUGACCAAAACAACAGGAGUAGACUGUUGUUUAAGAGUGGCUCCUUUCCUGGGUGUAGUCCACUUCUGGACAACCAGACUUGCUCUUAGAGAGGAGAGGCCCCAUUUGGAAUGAGAAAUGAGAACAACUCCAGAAGAACCUGCUUUCAUAACAGAAGCACCGCCUGGUUGGUUGUCCUUUGUGCUCUGGGGGAUCUCCUAUGUGCAUGGGGUGGUCCUGUGGGGGAGGGGAGCGGUCUUGCAUGCACCAGGGGUCCUGUGUAUGCUGAAACACCUUGCCAGGCUCUCAUGCACCUACUUGUCUGCCCACUGGGGUCAUGGGUCCUGAGCAGGCUCAUCUCAGCAAUGGGACACAGCCAGCCCUUUCUAUUUCCCUUCUCCUUGGGGAGUCGGACUUCAUAGGAAUCUGUCCUUGAACGUGAGACCUUGAUAAUAAAACUCUGAGGUGUGGUGAG
Herpailurus yagouaroundi (jaguarundi) is the source of this 1861-nucleotide messenger RNA. RefSeq names its product transport and golgi organization 2 homolog (gene TANGO2). Gene Ontology annotation, cellular component: Golgi apparatus. The coding region runs from base 68 to 940 and encodes 290 amino acids. The record is from RefSeq and is a predicted model, not a curated record. NCBI's taxonomy places the organism in Eukaryota, Metazoa, Chordata, Mammalia, Carnivora, Felidae. Gene Ontology annotation, biological process: protein secretion; Golgi organization. The transcript has 10 exons.